This is a messenger RNA of Monodelphis domestica (gray short-tailed opossum), 4500 nucleotides long. RefSeq names its product desmoglein 1 (gene DSG1). Gene Ontology annotation, biological process: homophilic cell-cell adhesion. Gene Ontology annotation, molecular function: calcium ion binding; gamma-catenin binding. The record is from RefSeq and is a predicted model, not a curated record. Lineage: Eukaryota; Metazoa; Chordata; Mammalia; Didelphimorphia; Didelphidae. Gene Ontology annotation, cellular component: desmosome; plasma membrane.
AGACCAGCCCAGGAUUUUGGGGUGGGGAUCCUGACUGGUUAUACGUACCUUCAGUCCUUCCUUCAGAGGAAGGCAGAAACAUCUCAAAGCCUGCAUGUAAGAACAUCUACCGAGACCUUUUUUUUUUUUUCAAUUAGGCUCCAGAAGAGGGGGGGUGAGAAGGAAAAGAAACAGAAAUCAAAAAUAUAACUCCCUGAGACUUGGAUGUAAAAACAAUCGGAAGCGAUGGACUGGUUCCUGUACAGAACCGCUGCUGUUCUGCUCAUUUUAGGGGUGGUGGUGGUGGUGGAGAUUAACAGUGAAUUUCGAGUUCAGGUAAGAGACUAUAACAGCAAAAAUGGCACUGUAAAAUGGCAUUCCAUCAGAAGGCAAAAGCGGGAAUGGAUCAAAUUUGCAGCAGCUUGUCGAGAAGGUGAAGAUAACUCCAAGAGGAACCCAAUUGCUAAAAUUCACUCAGACUGUGCCAAAGACCAGGAAAUUACAUAUCGCAUUUCUGGAGUGGGAAUUGAUCAGCCCCCUUAUGGAGUCUUUAUUGUUAAUCCCAAAACGGGUGAAAUUAAUAUAACAUCAAUAGUUGAUAGAGAGAUCACCCCAUAUUUCAUCAUCUAUUGCCGAGCUCUGAAUAAGCAAGGUCAAGAUAUGGAAAGGAUUCUAGAGCUCAGGGUCAGAGUUCUAGAUAUAAAUGACAAUCCACCAGUAUUUUCAAUGACUGAAUUUGUGGGAAGUAUAGAAGAAAAUAGUUUUGCAAACACUCUGGUGAUGGUGAUAAAUGCUACUGAUGCUGAUGAACCAAAUAACCUGAAUUCCAAAAUCGCUUUCAAAAUUGUAAGCCAGGAGCCUGCAGAUUCACCAAUGUUUCUUAUGAACAGAUAUACAGGAGAAAUUCGCACCAUGAAUGCUUUUCUGGACCGAGAGAAAUAUGCGACAUAUAAUCUUGUCAUAAGAGGCUCUGACAGGGAUGGAGCUGCAGAUGGAUUGUCAGCACAAAGUGACUGCAAAAUCGCAAUUUUAGAUGUCAAUGAUAAUAUUCCAACGUUGGAACUGCCCACUUACUCUAUUUCUAUCCAAGAGAAUAUGAUUAGCCAAGAAGUGACUCGGAUCAGAGUAAUUGAUUACGACGAAGAGGGAACAGACAACUGGCGUGCAGUCUUCUUCUUUGUAUCAGGAAAUGAGGGAGGCUGGUUUAAUAUAAUAACGGAUGAAACGUCUAAUGAAGGCAUUUUCCAAAUUGUGAAGCCUCUCGAUUAUGAAAUGAUACAGAACCUGCAGCUUAGCAUUGCUGUUAAAAACGUAGCUGAAUUCCAUCAUUCAAUUAUAUCUCAAUAUAAAAUGCAAGCAACUAUCAUCUCAGUAACUAUAGAAAAUAUGGUAGAAGGAUCAGUAUUUGCUCCAGCUUCUAAGACUUUCAUCAUAACUAAAAAUAUGGGGAAAAAUGAUGUCAUUGGAUCAAUGAUAGCAACUGAUUUAGACACACAAGGACCUUCAAAAACAGUCAGAUACAUAAUGGGGAUGAAUCCUGGUGAUUUUCUAGCAAUCAAUGAAAGAAGUGGCCAACUUAUCAUGAAAAGUGAAAUGACCAGGGAUUUAUAUAUACGGCUUGGAGGACAGUAUCAAGGAACUAUUCUAUCCAUAGAUGAUAAUCUCCAAAGAACGUGUACUGGCACCAUUAUUCUUGAUUUGAGCAGUUUUGAAUAUCUGGUCCAUGAAACAAGCACUGGUCCGAACACAGGAGGCACGGGUGGAAGUAGCACUAGUGGUGGAGAUGACAAAGAAGGCACUGGACCUGGAACAGAUGGAGAUGAGUAUGAAACUACCUCGAGUGGCGUGUAUUCUGAUCCUUCAACUGUAGGAAGAGAAGUACCAGGCCUCGGCCUCGAUAACUUUCCUGGAGAUAAUGUGCAUCUUGGUCCUGCCGGCAUUGGACUACUUGUCAUGGGAGCCUUGGUACUUUUAUUGGUUCCACUCUUGCUGACAGUAUGUGGCUGUGGGGGUCCCAGUGGUGUGGGAGGAGGCUUUGAGCCUGUUCCAGAGUGUUCAGAAGGUGCUAUCCAAACAUGGGCACUAGAAGAACCCCAGCCAAUAACCAACAUCUGUAUCCCAGUUAUGCCAGUGACAGUGCCACCGGACGGCCGGGGCCAUACAGAUUCAGCUGACUGCAUUAACACUGCUAGGGUUUAUACAAAUGAAUAUGAAGAAAGAGAAAUGACAGAUCUAGGAGAAAUAGGAAUGGGAACAUCAGGAUUUGAAGUCUCAAAUGGAACAAAAACAUGUGCAGUACCUGAAGUAUGUAAUGGCUAUUCUGGCACAUUAAGAAGGAAUUCCAUGAGAGAAUGUAGAGAAGGUGGCCUGAAUAUGAACUUUAUGGAGAGCUACUUCUGUCAGAAAGCAUUUGCCUAUGCUGAUGAAGAUGAAAGUAGACCAUCAAAUGAUUGUUUACUUAUCUAUGAUAUUGAAGGGGUUGGCUCUUCUGCUGGCUCUAUUGGUUGUUGUAGUUUCAUUGGAGAAGAUCUGGAUGACAGCUUCUUGGAUAACUUGGGGCCAAAGUUUAAGAAAUUGGCAGACAUUAGCCUGGGAAAAGAAAUUGAUUCCUAUCCAGAAGUCGAUCAUACUUGGCCACCAGAGAGCACCGAACCCAGUUGUCCUCCUCAAGGAAUCGAUGUUUCUGUUGUUGGACACCCACCAAUGUCUCCACAUUUUGGUACCACAAUAGUUUCUGAGAGCACCUAUCCAUCUGGACCCAGCGUUCAGCAAUCUGUACCCAUACCUGACCCUCUGGGCUACGGAAAUGUUACAGUGACUGAGUCAUAUACCACCACUGGGUCCCUGCAACCCCCAGUACAUAUUCAUGAUCCUCGGCAUGGCUCAAAUGUUGUGGUAACAGAAAGGGUAGUGGGACCCAUCUCUGGCUCAGAUCUCCAGGGCAUGUUAGAUCUAACUGAUUUCAGAGAAGGGUCCAAUGUUGUAGUGACAGAGAGGGUAAUUGCACCAAAUUCAAGACUACCUACCUCCCUGAGUAUCCCUGACCCCAGAGAUUCAUCAAAUGUGGUAGUGACCGAAAGGGUAAUUAGACCAAGUUCUGGCCUGAUGGGCAAUCUAAGUAUUCAUCCUGACUUAUCCAAUGCCCAUAAUGUGGUUGUAACAGAGAGAGUUGUUUCUGGCACUGGAGUAACUGGAAUCAGUGGUGGUGGUGGUGGUGGUGGUAUGGUUGGCACCAAUGUGAGCAGAGGUGCCAUUAGCAUGAGUGGGGCAGGUGUCAGCAUGAGUGGAGGAGGAAUGGCUUUGAGUGGAUCUGGCUUAAGUGGGGGCAGCAUUGAAAUGAGCAGCCUCGGAGCUGGGGGAGGUGGCCUGGGUAGCAUUGGCCUGAACACUGGUGGCAUAAGUGGCAGUUCUACACUUGGCCAUGUAAGGAAUUCUGAGCUUUUUAACCAGACCAUUGGAUCAGCCUCCCCCAGUACAACUCGAAGCCGGAUCACAAAGUAUAGUACCAUACAAUACUCAAAGUAGUGAAUGUACCUGAACCUUUUUCUGUGGCAAUCAUGCCAAAACUUUAGCUAUUUCACCCCAUACCAAAAUAGUAUAUCAAGGCUAUUUAUAAUGCACAUCUAGAUACUAAAAUUGUAGUGAAGUGUAAUGGGGUGACCCUAUAGUAUUAUAAUAUAAGAGGAAGAUCCUUUGCAUUGUCAUUAGGAAGGCCUCUCCUGGGUACAACUCAGCCAUUUCUUCCAUUAGUAUUGAUAAAAAGCUAAAAGUGGAAUAAAAAAGAGGUAGAUGUUGCAUUCAUCUAUACAUGACUUGGGACAUAUUCCAAGUUGGGAGUAAAGUCCCACAAAGGCCCCAGUCAUAGAACAUCAUCUUCUUUGUGCUUGGGGUUUUCAUUGGUUAGCUUGCUCUGGAUUGAAUUGCCUGCCAUAUUGCUCUGCUAAAAGGGUACUUGUACCAUGCUCAUGCAUUUGGGAAGAAUUUAAAAUGUGUACCAAGUAACAUUUUGCUUUCAUAGAUAAUAUAUAUGGGAUACUUAAACUUGAGUAAGAGUUAACCACUGGGUGAUUAUUUUGGAUUUUUAUCUAAUAUCUAUUUCAAGGACUCCCUAAAUCUCCCCAACUCAAUGGUAAAAAGGGGGGGGGGCUUUAAAUUGGAAAAUGGACCCUGGAAAGGAAAAACUGUAUAAGGAAGUGGCAAUAAGAAAUGGAUAUUUCAGAGCAAACCUGUCCACGUUGCUGGAAUAUAGGACAAAGAGGAGUCUACAAGGCACCCUACAUCUUGGUAUAAUUUCCUCUGAAGUCCUCAGAACCAUAAGAACCAAAAGAAAGCACAACAUUCCAUGGCUGGUGACGAGCAGUAAGAAUGGUCAUGAUUUCUUUUGUAUACUCUGCCUGUCAUGGUGAAGGCUGUUCAUGUUACAGAGUGAUGGAGCCACAAGACUCUAGACAUGUGUCUUUCUUCAAUUCCUUCUCCUAUCCACCACUGUUUGUGAUAUGACAGAAACAAAAAAAACAAAAA